CACAUCACUUCAAAUCAAAUCUCUCGCACUCCCUCUGCACUCUGCAACUGCAACAGCAAAUGGAACUGAGCGAAGAACAGCUUCAACAGGUCGAAGCCAACCGCGCCGCAGCCAUGGCCAAACGCAAAGCCUUUCUAGAAUCCAAAGCCAAACAACAACCCCAAAGAGAAAACACCACCAACAACAACAAUCCGUGGCACCUUUUCAAGUGCCAAAAGCUCCCUCUCUCCCCCAAACCCCAACCCCCAAAGUUCCUCGCUCGCCUCCAAAUAUGUUCCCCCGAUUCCUUCUCCGUCACUCCCCUCCCUCUCCCCAACUUCCCCUUCCCCGGUCACCAACACUCCCUCGCCACGCUCACCAACAUUCUCUCACACGUCACGCCCUCGCAUUUCACGCAGACCGCCGAGGGCGCCAAGGCCUGCGUCUUCCACCUCGCCGACUACCGCCACGUGCUCAGGCCGCUCAAGGCCGCCGCGGAGGCGCUGCAGGUUGAGGAGAUUCCUUGGGCCACGUUCAACGUCGUCGAGCGCCUCUCCCACUCCUUCGCGGCGGGGCGGUGGACGCCGCUGCUGCCGGAGCACCUGCCGGAGGACGAGGUGGAGCGCCUCGUCGCCAAGCUGCCGGCGACUCUCCGCGCCGCGCUGCUCCCUUUCCAGCACGACGGGCUGAGGUUCGCGCUGCGGAGGGGCGCGCGGUGCCUCAUUGCGGACGACAUGGGACUCGGGAAGACGCUUCAGGGUAUUGCUGUUGCCGGGUGUUUUAUGGAUGAGGGGCCUGUACUUGUGGUGUGUCCUGCUGUGUUGCGGUACUCGUGGGCGGAGGAAUUGGAGCGCUGGCUUCCCUUCUGCUUGCCGGCGGAUAUCCAUUUAGUUUUUGGCCAUCUAGACAACCCUGUAUAUUUAACAAGAAGUCCCAAAGUUGUGGUUAUUUCUUAUACCAUGCUUCAUCGUUUAAGGAAGAGCAUGCUUGAACGAGAAUGGGCUCUCCUGAUUGUUGAUGAAUCUCAUCACGUGCGAUGUACUAAGAAAACAGAGCCAGGAGAGAUAAAGGCUGUUCUUGAUGUUGCUUCGAAAGUCAAGCGUAUAAUUCUGCUAUCAGGGACACCUUCUCUGUCAAGACCGUACGACAUAUAUAACCAGAUAAAUAUGUUAUGGCCUGGUUUGCUGGGAAAGACUAAAUACGAAUUUGCAAAAACUUAUUGCGAUUUGAAAUAUAUGAAAGGCAUCCAAGGAAAAUAUUUUGCGGAUUAUUCAAAGGGUGUGCGCUUGGAAGAGUUAAACGUGCUAUUAAAGCAAACUGUUAUGAUAAGGCGUCUGAAGGAACAUGUGUUGCUACAGUUACCUCCAAAACGUCGGCAAAUUAUAAGAUUGUUGUUAAAGAGAUCGGAUAUAGUUGCUGCAAAAACUGCAGUUGGGGUAUUGAAUAUUGAUGCCUCUGAAAGGGCAAGUGAAGACAUGUCUUUGGAAAAUUUGGAUGAACCUGAUGGAAAGCUUUCUUAUCAGGAACUUGGAAUUGCAAAGCUUUCUGGUUUUCGUGAAUGGCUUGCCCUCCAUCCAAUCAUUGAAGGAUCAGAGAAUGCUUCAAAAAUGAUAAUUUUUGCUCAUCACCACAAAGUUCUUGAUGGAGUACAGGAGUUUAUAUGUGAGAAAGGGACAAGUUUUGUGCGAAUUGAUGGAAAUACUCUUGCCAGAGACAGGCAAUCAGCAGUAGUUUCAUUUCGGUCAUCACCAGAGGUUAAAAUUGCGAUAAUAGGCAUUCUAGCAGCUGGAUUUGGACUUGAUUUCUCAACUGCGCAAGAUGUUGUGUUCUUGGAGCUACCACAGUGCCCAACUCUCAUGCUCCAGGCCGAGGAUAGAGCUCAUCGUCGGGGACAAACAAAUGCAGUUAAUGUAUACAUAUUCUGUGCGAAGGAUACCUUGGAUGAAUCACACUGGAAAAACUUGAACAAAAGUUUGCAACGUGUUUCAUGUACAACUGAUGGAAAAUAUGAUGCGAAGAAAGAGAUAGAGGUUGAAGGUAUUUCUUAUUUAGACUCAUCUUUGAAAAUUGAUAAUUGUGAAGAGCAAUCCUCUUGCAAAGAUGCAUUAGGUGAAACACAAUUGGCUACGCAACCUUCUGAAGUAAAUCCAAAUGAAUCAGAAGCAAAUCAAAAUGAUAAAACUGAUGAGGGGACUUGUGUUAAUAACUCAACUCAGAGUUCUAAUAUUAUGGUUGAUAAUGUCUCCUGCCAAGAUUUAGGCAAGGCUUCAGGUCUGGAUGGAACUUGUGGUGUUGAUGUUUUUGAUGCUGUGGAGGGCUUUCAGAAGUGUUUUGAGGACAAAGAACAAUUGAAGGAUAUGAAAUCAGUUUCAACAACAGAAGCAGAUGACGACCAGUCUGUUCAUCCAGUUGAAACCGAUGGACAUUGUUCUAAUCAAGUUGAUUUUCUGCGAUUUGAGGUGAGCCCAUACACCGGAAGGAUCCACUUGUAUACUUGCAUUUUGGGUACUGAUGAAAGACCACAACCACUUCAUGAAAAUUUUCGACCAGAGGAACUUGAGUUAUUAAGUUCUGUUGCUGAUGAUGAGAAACAGGCACAUGAUGAGAAUCAGAAAAUAGAGUCUGUAUCUGUCAAGGAAAAUCCUGCUUAUAGGUCGACUCUUCUGGCUUUUGCGGAGGAGUGGAAGAAUUUGAGGUCAAUUGAACGCAGGAAGUUACUUGGAAAACCAUUACAACUUCCUUUGGCUGUUGAAUUAUGCUACUUGAGUGAAAGCAAUAACCACAACAACAAGGGUUUAUUAAAUGGUGGAAGUAGAAGACGCAAGACACCCUUAAUGGAGAUUAGCUGUCCUUUACCAUCAGAUGCUGUUUGGAGAAAGGUUUAUCUUCGAAAUGGCAUCAGUAAAAAGGAAAAAGAAUACACUCAAGGCUGGAGUCUGACCGAUGAGCCACUCUGUAAGCUUUGUCAAAAGCAGUGCUUGGAAAACAAUGCUAGGACACCUGAAUAUUUUGAAGAUCUUUUUUGUAGCCUUGUCUGCUACGAGGAGUAUCGAAUGAGAACUAGCAACAGAUAUCUUCGUGAGGAACUUUUCAAAAUUGAACAUGGUGUAUGCACAAAUUGCCAAUUGGACUGUCAUAAGCUUGUUGAGUAUAUAAGACCUUUGUCAUUGGAAAGGCGGCGAGAGUACAUAGAGAAAGUAGCACCCAAUGUUGCUAAACGAAAGAGCAUGCUUGAGAAGCUUCUCAAUGAACCAACAGAGGGCAACGCGUGGCAUGCUGACCAUAUUGUUCCAGUAUAUCAAGGAGGAGGUGAAUGCAAACUGGAGAAUUUGAGGACUCUCUGUGUGGCUUGCCAUUAUGAUGUUACUGCAGCACAAUGUGCUGAACGGCGCAUAGCAAGAGCAAAGGCCAGGAAACAACUAAAAGCGUUAAUGAAUAGCAUGAAAAAUGAUAUUAAGAGUGCUGCUAGCUCUAAAAUUAAGGACUGUAGGCGUCUCGAGGACAAAGAAGGGAAUAUGCCUGAGGAUGAGCUUUUAGUCGAGGUUCCUGGCAGUGCCUAUUCUUUAGCAGACAGCUAAGCAAGUGGAGAUGCAGCUAGGAAGGGAUUAUGAACAGUUUUUGUAAGAAGAAAAGUAAAAUUUUGCAGCCACAGUGGUGGCAACCACAUCAGUGCUCCGGAAGAGGUCGACCAUGGUAAGGAAGGAGAACUUGCAUCGUAGUGUCCAGUCUUUGGCUGCACACCCUACCAAUUAUGUUCUUCGUAGAAAUUCUUUUGAACAGAGAUUUUUGUGGUGUCUUGUCCAGUUGAAAAGCAAGCAGCAGUCAACAUGUAUACUUUUUCUUCUCAAGUAUAAGAUAAUUUUGGCAGUGUAGUGACACAGUUUGGAUCCAUCCAUUUGUAACCUCCACGCUCCACCCAUCAUUGAUUAUUGAUUGGCAUUGUAUUCCAACCAAUUAUUUUCGAGCCAUUGUUUUGUAAAUAAUGUAAGCAAUGGUUGUUGAAUUUAACUACAAGACUCUUUUGUCAUGGUUCUUGUUUAGAGGAAUAUUGCCCUGCAUGGUUUGAGAUAAUG
This is a messenger RNA of Cajanus cajan (pigeon pea), 4052 nucleotides long. RefSeq names its product SNF2 domain-containing protein / helicase domain-containing protein / HNH endonuclease domain-containing protein. The record is from RefSeq and is a predicted model, not a curated record. NCBI's taxonomy places the organism in Eukaryota, Viridiplantae, Streptophyta, Magnoliopsida, Fabales, Fabaceae. Gene Ontology annotation, biological process: replication fork processing; DNA repair. Gene Ontology annotation, molecular function: zinc ion binding; nucleic acid binding; DNA endonuclease activity. Gene Ontology annotation, cellular component: nuclear replication fork.